This is a messenger RNA of Tripterygium wilfordii, 4220 nucleotides long. Its product is annotated as protein PIR. Gene Ontology annotation, biological process: cell morphogenesis; regulation of translation; regulation of actin filament polymerization. Lineage: Eukaryota; Viridiplantae; Streptophyta; Magnoliopsida; Celastrales; Celastraceae. Gene Ontology annotation, molecular function: RNA 7-methylguanosine cap binding; small GTPase binding. The record is from RefSeq and is a predicted model, not a curated record. The transcript is spliced from 31 exons. Gene Ontology annotation, cellular component: SCAR complex. Bases 157 to 4017 code for a protein of 1286 amino acids.
GUCCUCCAACUCGCAAAGAGUAGCCAGAGUCAGAUUUCGUUUCAGACAAACCGCUCCCGAAUCCGAAUGACCGAAUCCGCGUAGCUGACACAUAUACAUUUUCAUUUUCAGUUUGUUUAUCAGCCGACAGUCGAAAUUGACGUUCAAGGUCCAUCAAUGGCAGUCUCGAUCGAAGAAGCCAUUGCUUCUCUAUCUACAUUCUCGCUCGAGGAUGAGCAACCGGAAAUGCAAGGAUCGGGGGUUUUGGUAACUGCUGAAAGUGGCGCUACUAAUAGUCCAAUAGAGUAUACUGAUGUAGCUGCAUACCGAUUAUCUCUAUCCGAAGAUGCAAAGGCUCUCAAUCAACUGAACACCCUUAUCCAAGAAGGCAAGGAGAUGGCGUCAGUCCUGUAUGCAUAUCGCAGUUGUGUCAAAGCUCUUCCUCAGCUUCCUGAUUCAAUGAAGCACAGUCAAUCUGAUUUGUACCUUGAAACAUACCAAGUCCUGGACUUAGAGAUGAGUCGAUUGCGUGAUAUUCAGAGAUGGCAAGCCUCAGCCGCAUCUAGGCUAGCUGCUGAUAUGCAACGAUUUUCUAGGCCUGAGCGGCGCAUUAAUGGCCCGACAAUAACUCAUCUCUGGUCCAUGUUGAGGUUACUUGAUGUCCUUGUGCAACUUGAUCAUCUUAAAAAUGCCAAAGCAAGCAUACCCAAUGACUUCUCGUGGUACAAGAGGACAUUUACACAAGUCAGUGCUCAGUGGCAAGACAUUGAUUCAAUGAGGGAGGAAUUAGAUGAUCUGCAGAUUUUCUUGAGCACUAGGUGGGCUAUCUUGUUGAACCUGCACGUUGAGAUGUUCCGUGUGAACAACGUAGAAGACAUUCUUCAAGUUCUUAUAGUCUUUGCUGUUGAGUCGUUGGAGUUGGAUUUUGCCCUUCUAUUUCCAGAGCGCCACAUUCUUCUACGUGUUUUGCCUGUUCUUGUAGUCUUAGCAACAUCAUCAGAAAAAGAUAGCGAGUCACUAUACAAGAGGGUUAAAAUCAACAGACUGGUCAAUAUUUUCAAGAAUGAUCCUGUUAUUCCUGCAUUCCCGGAUCUCCAUCUUUCUCCCGCUGCAAUCUUGAAAGAAUUGUCAAUUUACUUCCAAAAAUUCUCUGCACAAACUCGUCUUCUCAGCCUUCCAGCACCUCACGAGCUUGCACCGCGGGAGGCACAAGACUAUCAGAGACAUUAUCUGAUUGCCAGUCACAUUGGAGCCAUCCGAGCUGAGCAUGACGAUUUCACAAUACGGUUUGCUUCAUCCUUGAAUCAGUUAUUACUGUUGAAGUCCACAGAUGGUGCAGAUGUUGAAUGGUGCAAAGAAAUCAAGGGAAAUAUGUAUGAUAUGGUGGUUGAAGGUUUCCAGGUCUUAAGCAGAUGGACUGCGCGGAUCUGGGAACAAUGUGCAUGGAAAUUCUCGCGCCCCUGCAAAGAUGCUGUUCCUGAAUUACAUGAAACUGCAGCAGCAUUUUCUGAUUAUGAAAAGGUGGUACGCUACAAUUAUAAUGCAGAGGAAAGGAAAGCAUUGGUUGAACUUGUGAGCUAUGUAAAGAGCAUUGGAUCAAUGAUGCAGCGUUAUGACACAUUGGUAGCUGAGGCUCUAUGGGAAACUAUACAUGCUGAGGUACAAGAUUUUGUCCAGAACACAUUAGCCACUAUGUUGAAGACUACCUUCAGGAAGAAGAAGGACCUAUCAAGGAUUCUUUCUGAUAUGCGGACCCUUUCAGCAGACUGGAUGGCAAACACAAGCAAGCCUGAAUCUGAGUUACAAUCUUUACCACAUGUAGGAGAAGAAAGCAGAGGAAACUUAUUUUAUCCUAGGCCUGUUGCCCCAACCGCUGCACAGAUCCACUGCUUGCAGUUCCUGAUAUAUGAAGUGGUGUCCGGCGGUAAUCUUAGGAAGCCUGGAGGACUUUUUGGCAAUAGCGGCUCAGAGAUUCCUGUUAAUGAUCUAAAGCAGUUGGAAAUCUUCUUUUACAAGCUUGGCUUCUUCCUGCAUAUACUGGACUAUUCAGUGACAAUUGCAACUUUGACAGAUCUUGGCUUCUUAUGGUUUCGAGAAUUUUAUUUGGAGUCUUCUCGUGUUAUUCAGUUUCCUAUAGAAUGCUCCCUUCCCUGGAUGCUGGUGGAUUAUGUGCUUGAGUCACGAAAUGCAGGUCUUCUUGAAAGUGUUCUGAUUCCAUUUGACAUCUAUAAUGAUUCGGCUCAACAUGCAUUGGUUGUACUUAGGCAGCGUUUUCUCUAUGAUGAAAUUGAGGCUGAGGUGGACCACUGUUUUGAUAUAUUGGUUUCCAAACUGUGUGACAUUAGUUUCACAUAUUACAAGAGCUGGGCAUCAAGUGAGCUACUGGAUCCGUCAUUCCUCUUUGCCUUGGACAAUGGAGAAAAUUAUGCUGUCCAACCAAUGAGAUUUGCUGCUCUCUUCCAGAUGACAAGGGUGAAGUUACUUGGGAGGACUAUCAAUUUAAGGAGUUUGAUUGCUGAACGAAUGAACAAAGCCUUCAGAGAGAAUCUUGAGUUCUUGUAUGAUCGUUUUGAGUCUCAAGAUCUAUGUGCCAUAGUGGAAUUAGAGAAGCUGGUUGAUAUUUUAAAGCAUGCCCAUGAAUUACUGUCAAGAGAUCUAUCAAUAGACUCCUUCAGUCUAAUGCUGAAUGAGAUGCAAGAGAACAUAUCGCUUGUGUCAUUUUCUAGUCGACUUGCUUCUCAGAUUUGGUCAGAGAUGCAACGUGACUUUUUGCCCAACUUCAUGCUUUGCAACACAACCCAACGUUUUAUACGAUCAUCAAAAGUUCCUCCCAUACCUGUUCAAAAGCCAUCAGUUCCCCAUGCAAAGCCCAACUUCUAUUGUGGUACUCAAGAUCUGAAUUCUGCACACCAAAGUUUUGCGCAGUUGCAUAGUGGGUUCUUUGGAAUGCCUCACAUGUUUUCUGUUGUUAGACUUCUGGGACCCAGAUCACUACCCUGGCUCAUCCGGGCACUGCUUGAUCAUAUAUCAAACAAGAUAACUAUGAUUGAACCAAUGAUUACGGGGUUGCAAGAGGCACUGCGAAAAUCUGUUGGAUUGCUUCCUUUUGAUGCUGGUGUCUCAGGUUGUAUGAGGCUUGUAAAAGAACAUUUAAACUGGGGAACAAAAUCAGAGCUUAAAGCAGAGGUUCUUCGUGGCAUAAAAGAGAUUGGAAGUGUGUUAUAUUGGAUGGGGCUUCUUGAUAUUGUGUUGAGAGAAGUGGACACCAUGCAUUUCAUGCAAACAGCCCCAUGGCUAGGUUUGUACUCUGGUGCGGAUGGGCAAAUUUCAGAUUUUCAAGAUGGUGGGGAUAGCCCCCUUGUUAACCUUUUUAAAUCAGCAACUGCAGCAGUUGUAUCGAACCCUGGAUGUCGAAAUCCAGCAUCGUUCCACACAAUGUCGAAACAGGCUGAGGCAGCAGAUCUUUUGUACAAGGCCAACAUGAAUACAGGAAGUGUGCUUGAAUAUGCCCUUGCGUUUACAAGUGCGGCACUGGAUAAAUAUUGUAGUAAAUGGAGUGCUGCUCCCAAGACGGGGUUCAUUGACAUUACUACUUCAAAAGAUUUCUACCGCAUCUACAGUGGGCUCCAAAUUGGAUAUCUGGAAGAUUCUGUUCACGCAUCAUUGAAUAGCCAUGAGACGCUGGGUGAUUCAGUUGCUUGGGGUGGUUGUACCAUAAUAUACUUGCUUGGACAACAGCUACAUUUUGAGCUCUUUGAUUUUUCCUAUCAAGUCCUCAAUAUUGCAGAAAUCGAGGGUACAUCAAACACGCAAACACAAAAGAAUAGUAAUCUCGUCCAGGGAUGGGAAGCCUUACUAGAAGCAAUGAAGAAAGCAAGACGGUUGAACAAUCAUGUGUUCUCGAUGCUGAAAGCACGAUGCCCCCUCGAGGACAAGACUGCUUGUGCCAUCAAACAAAGUGGUGCCCCUCUGCAUCGAAUUAAAUUUGAGAACACUGUUUCUGCAUUUGAAACAUUGCCACAAAAAGGUGCCUCAUGAGUCUGGUAGUUUCUACUCCUAUUGCUGUAUUCAUUGCUUCCAUGUCAUGUAACACCUGCCUGUACUGGAUAUUCAUGCUGUAAAAUUUUGUCCUUGUUUUUCCUUGGAACACAUUUAUAUUGAAUUGAAAAAAUGUAAAUCAUUCCCUUUCCCACGCCGAAGAAGAGUUGCUUGUUAUUUUACUGUUCAUACUGUUUGGAUCA